GAUAUUAGAAUUUAGUUCUGAACCCUAUCAUAAUCGGUUGGAAGCGGUUGAAGGUGUACGCAAUUGUCGAUAAUUGUAUUUAAUAAGUAACAGUGAUGUCCCGAUCUCGUAAUCAACUAACAGCAUCGGAUAUGCCCAGACGGACCAGGUCCAAAUUAUUGGGCAUGAAAUCAAUUGAGCUGGAUGAAGACCAAGAUGGGAAUGACGAAGAUGAAUUACUGGUGCUGAAAGACGUCACUAUCAAGUUCCGUGUAAUGAAAUCGCACAUAGUAACCCAUGCUUAUCCGAACAUAUACACGAUCGAAGAAGUUAAGAAAGACAUUUCGAAGAAGUUUCAAGUGCCGACGAAAUUUCUGAUGCUCAGGGAAAAUAGUAGCGAGAAACCUUUGGAAGACAGUUCGCGAUUGUUCGAUGUCUGUGACAAUGACUUCGGCAUCAUCGACGUGGAUCUAGAGUUGGUCGAGGGGGCACGGGAGGAAAAUAUUCGCCUGGAACCACAAGUUUACUACAACAAUUUCAGUCUACCGGAUAUAAUUACUGUCCGUAUACCAGCCGAUGGUACGGAAAUGGAGGGUCGAGUGAGUCGUGACCUUGUGGUUGAAAUCGAAAAUCAAGCCAUCAUAAAGCCGUUUGUCGGCGGCUACGUAGAUAAAACCACAAAAGCCGAGUAUCAUGAUGCUUUCACCCAAACUGGUCCUCCCUUGGAAAGAAUAAAAUUCGAUGGAAUACUGAGUCGGGACACCCAAACCGUCGAGGAAAAAGCUAUAGAAAUCGACACACCACGUGAUCAGGCAACUAUCAACUACGGAGAUGCCAUCGAACAUUCCUACUCGUCCAAAUACACGGACCGUGUCAUCAUAGCUCGGAAAUACGAAAGCUACGACGAGAUGACCAAGCGCAUUGAUCUGGUAUCGAAAGUGAAGCUUAUCCAACGCAAUUUUCGACGCUAUAUGUGGCAGAAGUUUAUAAAAGAAAGCGCAACCGAAUGGAGGCGUCUUCAGAAAGAACAGAAACGUCGGGAGAUCAAACGUACCAAAGCGCGCCAAGACGAGUACCGGAAAGAGUGCAUAGUUAAAACUUUUCCAAAAACAAAGCAAGACUUUGACGCACUCUAUGCCCAAGUGCAAAUGUGGAAAGAAAACGAAUUAAAGCAGAUCUGUGAGAAAUAUUCUGGUGCCCCUAAAAUUGCUGAAAUGAACAUGCUGCUCGACAAAGAAGUUCAGUUACUAAAUGGAAUCGACCGGCAGCGACAGAUAUUGCAGGAAGAAGCGAAAAAAGCCCGCAAUGAACAAAUUUUGAAAAAGCUAGGCGACCCUGUGAAAUGGGUCGGCUAUAACAGCCUGACCAUCCAGAUGGACACACUGAGGAAUCAGCGUGCGCGCUAUUUGACCAACUAUUACCGAAAGCUGGCGGACGAAACUCAGGGAACCCAGGAGCGAAUCACACUGCUUAAUCGCCUCUCCGAUGUCAUCGCCAAAGAGGUGCAUCCAGCGGUUAAUGAGUUGCAGACAUUGUUUGACAGAGAGAGACAAUUACUUUUAUGUAACGUUAAAGAGGCCGGCCUGGAUUUACUACGCAAACGCCAAUUACCGCUACUCAUGGAUAUUAUCUCAACUGAUGUCACCAAGGAAUAUAACGAACAAAAACCGAAAACACGCUUAUGUAAAACGUGCACCCGAGUGCGCUCUAUAGCUAGAUUCCCCUUGGACACGCGACAGACAUCAGCUAGCAUUUGUGAACGAUGCGUCGAUUUGCCUGGCCCUGCUGUCGACAUUGCGAUCUACCGAUCAAUACUGCGAUCAAUACGGCGAGAUGAGAGAAAACGUGGGGCCCUUUCUUCUUUUGCGUUCAUAAUCCAGGACAAUGAUAUUAAACAUAUAGUGGAGAACAUCUGGCAUGGACACUCGGCGAUUUCCAAUGCGACCAACCGGGCUGAACUGCGACUUCCCCGAUGGGAUACCAGAAGCGAUUGGGCUCCGUGGAACUGUAUAUGUCUUACCGAAAGUGAAGCCAGAGCACACUUGAAAAUAAUCAAUCUAGAGCUCUAUUACGAGAAAAGCAUAAUCAAAAACAUCAAAAACAAACAUGCACUAUCAAAAUCAGCGUUCAAGCAAUUACGAGAAAUUGAUCAAAUAUUUGUUGAGUCUGGAACCUGGUGGCAAAUUGGACUGAAUGCAAAUAAUCAAAAUUGAAAUCAUACGUUUUUUUUGCAAAUUUGGUAAAACAUUUUCGCAAUAAAACAAUGUUUCAUGUGAAACUU
This is a messenger RNA of Armigeres subalbatus, 2260 nucleotides long. Its product is annotated as IQ and ubiquitin-like domain-containing protein. Gene Ontology annotation, cellular component: acrosomal vesicle; motile cilium. Gene Ontology annotation, biological process: cilium assembly. The transcript has 8 exons. Bases 96 to 2192 code for a protein of 698 amino acids. Lineage: Eukaryota; Metazoa; Arthropoda; Insecta; Diptera; Culicidae. The record is from RefSeq and is a predicted model, not a curated record.